This is a messenger RNA of Spirodela intermedia, 3583 nucleotides long. The record is from the annotation of a GenBank genome assembly. NCBI's taxonomy places the organism in Eukaryota, Viridiplantae, Streptophyta, Magnoliopsida, Alismatales, Araceae.
AUGGACGUUUGUAAGGCACAGCCGCCUGUCGCCAUGGUUCAACGGAAGACCGCGGAGGAGAAUUUGAGGCCGCCAUUGGCUCCCUCAGAGAAGAACAAUGGUGCCCCUGCGCAGCGCAAGUCCCGGACAAGGGAGGUCACGUCGAGGUAUAAGUCCGGGAUCACUCCCCUUACCAUACCUCCUCCCUCAUCCUCUGCGGCAACUCAGCGGUGUCCAUCGCCCAAUGUCGGCCGGACGGCUCUGUCACCGAGUCCACCUCUGCCCAAGCGGUCGCAGUCGGCGGAGAGGAGGCGGCCCCGCACGCCCACUUUCCGAGCUUCGACGCCGUGGUCCCCUUCAAGGUCUCCGGCAUCGUGUUCUCCAUCUUCAAAGACUUCCACACCGGUCCACGACGUCACAGCGGGGAUGCAGCCCUCCUCCAAGAGGUCAGGCGUUGGCCGGACGGUAGACGGGCUGUGGCCCUCCAUGCGGAGCCUGUCUGCUUCGUUUCUCAAGGUUUCUCUGUCGACCCCCCUGGGUAACAGGGACGAGAGAAAUUCAAAUUCCGAUACCAGUCCCGAUCACGCCUUGAAGUCUCUAAUCCACGCUGUGGCACAGAGGAAGAGAGCUCCUUCCAGAGGGAAGGACGGCUCGUUUCAGUCGGAGAAUUUCAAACCCGUGGAAAACACAGAAGCCAGAGCAACGGAGCCGCACCGGUGGCCGGGUCAAAUGAGUACCAGUUUUUCUGCUCGAGGUACGUCCAGGAGUAUGGAUUUCAGCGACGGAGGCGGUCGAGCUUUAACCAUGCCAAGCUAUCUACGAGGUCCUUCUCCGACAUGGAUAGCUCACAUCUCUGGGGAGCAGAGCAGAGGUCCCCAGAGGACCCCCAAGGAGGUCACGAGGACAAUGUCCUUGGAUGGAAGCGGACAGCUGGAGCGUGAACUGAGCGCCGCCAUGGGUACUUCUUUAUAUCAUUUUGAGAGAGCUCCUUCAUCGACUCGUCCAAAUAGAACUCUCUCAGUUCCUCUGGGUGGAUCACCUUGUCCUUCCCCAACCAGCAAGCCCCUUUCGCCAUCGUCCACUUCCUGCCGGAGCAUGGCCAGUCCAUCUCGCUCGAUGCCAUCAACUCCUGCUUCAUCCAGAGCCUCUUUUGCUCGGACUGGGAUCCAAUCUUCCGUUAUAAGUUACUUUGCCAACCUUCGGAAGGGAAAGAGGAGCGCAGCUCACAUCGAGGACGCCCAUCAACUGCGGAUUCUCGAGAACAGGUGCUUGCAGUGGCGCUUUGUCAACGCCCGGGCUCAAGUUCCCAUGUCCGUUCAGAGGAUAACAUCAAAGGUAGGAUUUCGAUUCUUUUCUCUCAGUAUUUGACGUCCUUCUUCGUGUUCUCCUAUGCCUUCAAUUUCCAAGAGCAUGAUGCAAACUCCACCCUUUUCCGGUUUUUCUUCUGCCAUACAGAUCCUUUAAAAAUUGUGAUCCCUUCUAAAUUCAUGUUGUACACUCCAGAAGUACCAACAUUUAAGUGGGUAAUAGUGCGGUCUUGCGAAGGACCAGUUUUCCGAGAGUAUCUCUAGUUAAAGAUCCCAAAAAUAUUACCACAUGGGAACUUUCCAUCUAUCCAUCUAUCCAAUUGCGAAGGACCAAUUAUAGCUUUCCAUCUAUCCACUUCAUGGAUAGGUCAAACAGAGUUCUUUACGAUUUUUUCUUGAUGGAUGAUAUACAAGCUUCUCAUUGCGCAAAACAGAAUAUCCUAUUCAAUGUCUGGGACGCUACUUCAGAAAUGAGUGAUUCAGUCGUCGCGAAAAGAAUACGGAUGGAGCAACUGGUGCGGGAGAUGAAAGUGAGCCUCAUUUUGAAAGCUCAGGUAUGUUCUGUCGAAUAUGGUGCCAAUCAAUUUCCUUCAGAAAUUAAUAUCCCGUAUUCUUCUCCGAUUGGUCCUUGAUUUAAACAACUAUCAAAACAAGGCCAUUUCAUGGCCUAAGAAAAUGGGGGGAAAUUUUAUUUCAGAAAUAAAAACACCAAUUUGAGCACAUAAUUUAUGCUCUAUUCAUGGAUGCUUACAAUUUCUCUCGGGUAGAAAAUAAAUUAUGCAAAGACACAGUAAAAAAUAGUGAAAUUUUCUACAAUGAGACUGUUCGGUUGAUUGAGUUAACUUUCCCAGCUUCAAUUUUUUUCAUAAAUUUGAUGUUCACGCUCUCAGACCAAUGGAAAAUGAAACUAGGAAUCGUUAUUAUUGGAGAUUAAUCUGAAAGCUGUAAUGUUUCAGAUGAAAUACCUUGAUGAAUGGGCAUUCCUGGAGAAGGCACAGUCUGGUUCGUUGGUAGGGGCUAUUGAGGCUUUGAAAUCAAGCACACUCCAGCUCCCAGUCACCGGGGGAGCAAAGGUAUCUAUGUUCUCAUAUCUUCAAGAAAGAUAUGAAAUGAUAUGUCAGCUGAAAAGCAUAUGAUCAAUUUUAUGAGGAAAUUGUUCCUCAUCAUGGUUUCCUUUUGCAGGCAGAUGUCUAUGCUACGAAGAAUGCUAUACGAUCAGCAUUUGAUGUGAUGCAGGCAAUCGGUUCUUCCAUAAGUGAAUUAUUUUCAACGGUGAGACUUUAUUCUAAUGUUUGGAAGGUCGUUCAUGCAUAUUUCUCUUACCUUUUUUCUUGACAACAUACAAUCCUGCAGAUAUCAUAUUUUUUUUAAUUCUAAGUCAAUUACGGAGGGGAGAUUUAAGGGGCUUUGUAGUUUUUUAACAUCUUAUUUUCUCUUUUCAUUAGAUUUCGAAUUAAUAACUAAUAAAUUCGGGUAUCGUUUGAAAUAUUUAUGAUAAAUAAGCUUACCGAGAGUUAUUUUAGGUUCAAUUCUUGAAUUUGGAUUCUCUCUGUUCAUCUUAUUCAAGAUUAAUUUUAUCCUUAUAGAUGUGUACUCUCGAGUAGUUUCCCAUGAAUGAUACCAUAAAUAAAUAAAUUUUCAUUUCAUGAGUGAUAAGCACAGUAAAUAAUUUUACACAGAGAAAAACAUAUAUGGAAAAUCGUCACAAUAAUGGUCGGAUGAUGUGGUAUUAAUUUUUUGUUUAAAGCAUAAUAAAAAUGGAAAUUUUGUUCCACUUUAUUAUCAAUAAUUUUUCUGCUAUGAUUAUCAUUAUUAUUAUGAUGGACCAAGUGCAGGUGGAGGGUGCAAGUUCCAUGGCAUCUGAUCUGGCUGCCACAGCAGCAAAAGAGAGGGCCGCGCUCGAUGAUUGCAGAGAACUUCUAUCUCUCAUAGCAGAAAUGCAGGUAGAUACAGAAAUCAGUGCUUUUUACUAAAGAAAACUGACAGGGAACAAGACAUGCAAACUGAGAUUUGAUAUCAACAUAAAUAAUAUUUACUCUCUACGUUUCUCAUAUUCAGAUGAUUAGAUAAGCAAACAAUGGAGAAAAUUACUUUAUUAAUAAACCACUUUGAAGAUCGGGUUGGGCUCGGGCCCGGGCCCGGCGGCACCCCGACCACUGACGUGUAGUAGCCCCGUCUCAUGAAUCUUUCUGAAACAGGUGAAGCAGUCCAGCUUAAGGGCCCAUCUCAUCCAACUGAGACGGCAAGUGGUCGGGCUGGAGCCCACGGGCCCGACCAUGGGAGCCCUACCGGGCUGA